UUGACGGAAUAGUCCGUGUGGUAUUUUGGCAAGACAUAUUUCAAUAUUGUUAACACCGGGAAAAGGACGUUUGUGACGAUUAGACGGACUGUGUGAAGAAAGUCAUGUGAAUUUGGCAGUACUUUAUUUUGUCAACAUUUGUCAAAAAUGUUCCGUUCGACGUCCAACUCCGGACUCCGGAGGACCGAGGAAAGUUCUGGAAGUGGCAGCAACCUUUCGAUAUUCUGUCAUUUCAAUCCCCUCAAGACACGUGGAACCGGGAGUAACGUGAGCCUGUUCGCGGCUGCUAGCGAAGAGGACGACGAAGUCCGCUUUGACACGUCCGACACAGAUAACAACCGUGAGGUGUUGAUGGCUGGCCGGCGUUACCCGUCCGUCCAGGAGUUCGCCUCAGCCAUCCCCAACCACCUUCUCCUGGGCUCCCUGCUGGAGCACCUGUGCUUCGUCUACGAGAGCAACCCCACGCGCUCCCGCACGCUCUUCAAAGUCAUUGGCCAGCGUUUAGCGGCCAUGAACCUCCUCUCACCGUUGGCCAUAAGUGACGAGUUCAGCACCGUCAGGCUGCAGCACAACCGGGCCUUCACUGAGCUGCUUCACGCUGCCAGCUCCUCGCUGUAUCCACAGGGCCAGCAAGCUGCCGGCUCCAACGCGCACAAGCCUGCUGUCAGACCCAAGGAGGGGCUGUUUCAAGCACAAACGUCCCGCUAUCUCAGUGAAUUUGAAGAAGUGUUUAGACUGGGAAAAGGCUCUUAUGGAAAGGUUUUUAAGGUUAUGAACAAAUUAGAUGGACAGUUUUAUGCUGUGAAGAAAAUUCUCAUCAGAAAAGUCUCAAAGGAUGACUGCAUGAAGGUCCUCAGGGAAGUCAAAGUGUUAUCCAGCCUGCUGCAUAUGAAUGUCGUGGGCUAUCACACUGCGUGGAUGGAGCAUGUUCAGCCUGCGUCAUAUCCUGAGUCUCUCCUUCCGGCGCUGCAGCCCCCUGAACAACUGGACAGCUCCGAUGAGAGCUCCGACAACAGCAACAGCUCCUCCAUAGUUUUUCAAAGCCUCAGUCAAGCGCCAACAGACUCCAGAGCCAACGUGCCCCCGAGAGAGGCCGAGCCCCUCGGCGCUUUGGGUGCAGCUCCAGUGUGUGCCGAGACCACGCGCCAGAUUCCCAAGAACUACGUCCCCUGUGUGUUCCUGGGACAGGGAGGUCCACCCAAGAGCUCCAAAUGUCCAGCGAUGGGUUGGGAGGGCGCAGCACUGGUAGAAGACGAGUCCAGCAGGGGGGACAUCGAACUGAACAACAACUCCUGCAUCGACGGGGAAUUUCAGCAGUGGGCCAGCAAAAGACGUGCGGCGAACCCUUCUAAAGAGUUCCACCUGAUGCUCUACAUCCAGAUGCAGCUGUGUGAGCGCUCACUGAAGGACUGGAUCUCCGAGAGGAACACCAAGCCCAAAGAAGAGCAAACCCCAGGAUGCCCUUAUGGAUGUGUUGACACCGAACACACCCUCCGUCUGCUCAGAGGGAUCCUGGAAGGAGUGAAGUACAUCCACUCCAGGGGAAUGAUGCACAGGGACCUGAAGCCCAGGAACAUUUUCCUCCUCGGUAACGACUGCCAUGUUCGAAUUGGGGACUUUGGCUUGGCCUGCAGGGAUAUAAUAAUGGAGGGCCAUAAAAGCACCCCAUCGUCCAUCAGUGAGUCUUCACAUACUACAGGUGUUGGCACGUUUGUGUAUGCCGCUCCCGAACAACUGAAGGGCUCCCAUUAUGAUUCAAAGUCAGACAUGUACAGCAUCGGGGUCCUGGCUCUCGAACUUUUCCAGCCGUUCGGGACUGAGAUGGAGCGGGUCCGGACCCUGGGGGACCUGAGGGAGGGGAACAUCUCAGACUCGUUCUGCCGGAGAUGGCCCGUCCUGUCAAAGUUCAUUAUGAAGCUGACGAACAAGGAGCCAAGUGUUCGUCCCACAGCCAGCCAGCUUCUACAGAGUGAACUCUUCUUCAGUAAAGACAUAGUGAUCCACAGUUUACAAAGAAGGGUUGAAGAGCAGGAGGGAGAAAUCAUGCAGCUGAGGAGACAGAUCAGUCGGCUUCAAAGCUCAGAAGUCACAGUUAGUGUCUCUGAGUCUGAUGAGGCCAAAGCCUUAUAGGGUCUGAUUUAUUCAACUACUGUUGUACUUUGUUUUGGUGACUUGGCACGAGUGGUUGAGUGCGUGCGUGCGUGGGUGCCUGUGUGUGUGUGUGUGUUACAUUUGAAUGUGUCUUGUACACUGAGAUGUAACGGUGCUAUUAUUUAUUUUCCUUCAGCUGUUUAAUAAACCCACUUCUGCUACA
Molecule: messenger RNA, 2314 nt
Organism: Gasterosteus aculeatus aculeatus (three-spined stickleback)
Lineage: Eukaryota; Metazoa; Chordata; Actinopteri; Perciformes; Gasterosteidae
Gene: eif2ak1
Product: eukaryotic translation initiation factor 2-alpha kinase 1
Biological process (GO): regulation of translational initiation by eIF2 alpha phosphorylation
Cellular component (GO): nucleus; cytoplasm
Molecular function (GO): eukaryotic translation initiation factor 2alpha kinase activity; ATP binding
Source: RefSeq, a predicted model, not a curated record